Messenger RNA from Penicillium atrosanguineum, 1881 nucleotides. RefSeq lists its product as uncharacterized. Gene Ontology annotation, cellular component: vacuolar membrane. Gene Ontology annotation, molecular function: amino acid transmembrane transporter activity. The record is from RefSeq and is a predicted model, not a curated record. The transcript has 3 exons. Lineage: Eukaryota; Fungi; Ascomycota; Eurotiomycetes; Eurotiales; Aspergillaceae. Bases 1 to 1881 code for a protein of 626 amino acids. Gene Ontology annotation, biological process: amino acid transmembrane transport.
AUGUCUAUGCUUCCCGGCCUCGCGGUCGCGACAGCUCCUACUGAGCAGAUGCGCGAAUUGGGCGCCGACGAGGAUGAUGUCCGCAAAAUGUCCAUCGCUGGCACCCACCCCGGUGUCCGCCAGCGUCUGUGGGGGUUGGAGGCUCGUCUCGAUCCCACUGUGACCUUCGAGGAGUUCACCUACUGGGCUAAGGUCGAGCGCGAAAUGGAACAAGAGGAAUCCGCCCGCUACAAGUCUCUCACUAGCGGCCAAGGCUUCAUGGGAGUCAUCAAGAACUACUUCACAAGUAAUGCCUAUGAGGACGCCAAAGUUCGUGACGCCACGCAUGCAUCGGAGGACCGCGAUCAGGGCAUUCAAUGGUCAGAGAAGAAGUCCCCCGAUACAGAGGAGGGCGCUCUUAGCCCUAUUGCUCCCGCUGGCACCCAUGACUUCGACGCCGAGUGGCGGCAGGCUGCACGCGCCCUGCGAACUGCCGGUUGGGGAACUAUCUUCUAUCUGAUUACCACCGAUAUUCUGGGUUGGGGUCAAACCCCCUACGUCUUCUCUAGCGACGGUUAUGGCCUUGGUGCUGGUAUCUUCCUCCUGAUGGGUCUCGCUGCUGGCGCCUCUGGAUGGAUGAUCUGGUACGUCUUCUUGGGUCUUGAUUCUUCUCGCUACCCGGUUCUGAGUUUUGGUGACCCCUUCUUCCGCCUUUAUGGUCCUAAAAUUCGGCACUUCAUCAACUUCACCCAAGCCCUGCAGAUGUUCUUGACCGUGGCUGUUGUCCUUCUUGGUCAGACCGGUAUCAUUGCCCAGCUCGCUGGAAGCGUCAAUCUCUGCUUCAUCGUUUGCGGUAUCAUUUCGCUCGUCGUUAGUAUUGCUAGCGGCUACAUGCGUUCCUUGAAGCACCUCGGCUGGUUCUGCAACUCCGCGGUGUGGAUCAAUAUUGUUUCCUUCAUCAUCGUCUGCGCUGCCGCGGCCAAAUACGGUCCUGACCCUACCGCCGCUGUCCAGACCGGUAUUCUCAACAAGGACUGGGUUACUAACCCCGCGCCUGUUAAGACAUUCGCCAACGCUCCUCCCCCCGAAUACCAGCAGUCCAACGCUGACCCUUUCGCCGCUAAAUUCAACGGUAUCAACAGCAUGGUUUAUGCUUACUCCGGAGCUAUUAUGUUUGUCGCUUUCUUGUCCGAGAUGCGUCAUCCUAUGGACUUCUGGAAGGCUAUGUUGGUUGCUCAGGCUUUUAUUACCGGCGUGUAUAUCUUCUUCGGUGCUUUUGUCUAUUCCUUCUACGGACAGUACGCCUAUGUUUCCAUCACCCAGUCCGUUAAGCCUCUCAACCUCCAAGUUGUUGGUAAUGUGCUCUCCCUGAUCACCGGUUGGCUCGCCGUCUUCCUGUACUUCAAUGUCGGAAUGAAGACUGUCUACCUUGAGGUCGGCCAGGAACUAUUCAAUCUGCCCGCGAUCACAACCAGGAAAGGCAAAUAUCUCUGGUGGGCCCUCGGCCCCGUCUAUUGGAUUAUUGCCUUUGUUAUCUCCAUGUCCAUUCCCCAGUUCAGCGCUUUCACAAACUUUGUUGGUGGUCUUUUCAGUCUAAACUUCACAUACUCCCUCUCUGGAGUCAUGUGCCUGGGAUACAAGAUCCAACAGGCUGCCAAGCUGCCCGGCGAAGGCUUUGACCCCGCGACUGGUGAGACCACCCGCCUCGACGGCGGAUACAAGCGCUGGGUGCGUGGUUUCCGCAAGAGCUGGAAGCUCAGUAUUCCCAUUCUAAUCUUCACUGGCUGCGGUUUCGCAGCGUCUGGUAUGGGUACCUGGGCUGCUAUCCUGGCCCUUGAGGAGGCUUUCUCACAAUCCGUUCUGACUUCUUGGACCUGCACCAACCCUUACUAUACUGGCUAG